AUGCCAAAGAACAGUGCCAUCAACACUUUCAUCCACAAUCUGGCAAGAGACGGAAUACGUUGGAUUGGGCUGAAUGACAUCGACAACGAAGGGCAGUGGGUUUUUGAAGACAGCCAAACACUUGCGUCAUCCGGCUAUGCCAACUGGGCCCCCGGUGAACCGAACGAUAGUGGAGGGGCCGAAGACUGUGCCUUGGUUUUUGGGUCCACGCACACCUGGAAUGAUGGACCCUGCACCGUCAGCACGGUAGCAUUCAUCUGCCAGCUAGGACCAGGCACCACCUCAGCUACCGUGACGAGUCUGCCAACCACGAAAUACACCUUCACCCUGACUUCUUUCGACGAGGACGACGAGAUAAACCGGGAGAUCGGUGGCACAUACGCCACAUUUCCAGCGGCAGAGCUAUCGGGGCUGACCCUCGAUGAUGCCGGGAUUGGUCAUCUGACCGUUUCCUGGACAGUCGUGGGGAAUCUUCCGAUCUCGCGCUACAGUCUCAGCUACCAGCCGGCAGACGGGUCGGGCUCGUACCAGGACCUCUCCCCCGCACCAGGACCGGACGCCACCUCGGCAACAGUGCCGGGACUGCUGGCCGACACGGAAUACACCCUCACGCUGACUUCUUUCGACGAGGACGACCAGCCAAACGGGGAGAUCAGUGGCACAUACACCACAGAUUCGUUUGUGGUGAACGUAGUGUGCGACCAGGACAGUAUGAGUCUGUCCAUCCCCCGUGCGGCGCUGCCGGCUGUGAAUGUGGAGAACCUGCACCUACUGGAUCCGGACUGUGGAGCCACUGAGGACGAGGACGAAGACGUCUUUAAGCUGGAGACACACCUGCAGGAGUGCGGAACCCGGCAGGAGACCUCAGGAGACGACAAAUUCAUCUUCUCCAACGAAGUCAUUGCCAACCAAGUGACUCAGGCCAACGGCGCUGUGCGUAACCAGCCGGUAAACCUGCCCUUCCAGUGCGAGUUCCUCCGUCAGCACGUGGUUUCCCAGGGCAACGACAUCAUGUAUAACAUCCCCUCUCCUCGCCUUCAAAUCAUUGACGCCAACAACAGCUUCACCAUGGAGAUGCAUAUGUACACUUCGGAAGACUUCAGUGCAACCUACAAGAGUUCUGACUUCCCGCUUCAGGUCUCACCAUCUGACCGUCUUCACUUCGGCCUGAGCGUGGCGUCAUCGCUGGACAACCUGGAGCUGUUCGCCCGUGACUGUGUCUCCACCCCCACCACCGACCCUGACGACUCUCCUAGGGUCAGCAUCAUCGCCGAUGGCUGUCGGGUUGAUGAAACUCUACAAAAGGACAAUGACCUUUCUAACGACAAAGCCCUGUACUACAGUGUGGCCGCCUUCACGUUUCCCAACGCUCUCGACCCCAGCCUGGUGUACUUCCACUGCACCAUGAUGAUCUGCUUCAAGGACGACCCUGACUCUCGGUGCAAACAGGGCUGCAUCCCGCCAGCAAGGCGCAGGCGAGCCGUCUCGGACGGGACGGAGGGCAGGGUUCGCCGGGAGAGCAGCAGGGACAAGCAGGCGGACAUCACCCAAGGACCCUUCCAGGUGCAGUCCGGAGAAGCAGGAACAGGACCAGCCGGAGUGCCGCUGGGUACCGCGGUGGGAGCGGCUGUUGGAGUUGCCGGGAUCAUGGUGCUUCUAAUCGUGGCCGGUGUUCUGGCGAAGAAACGGGGCGGGAAGAAGAAGCGUGAUGACGACACUGUCGGACUUGACAACUACGCGUUCCAGAGUUGGGGAAAUAUGAGCAAGACUGGCAUUGCUGACACCAAGGCCUAA
Messenger RNA from Branchiostoma belcheri (Belcher's lancelet), 1794 nucleotides. Its product is annotated as ZP domain-containing protein-like. The record is from RefSeq and is a predicted model, not a curated record. Lineage: Eukaryota; Metazoa; Chordata; Leptocardii; Amphioxiformes; Branchiostomatidae. Bases 1 to 1794 code for a protein of 597 amino acids. The transcript has 10 exons. Gene Ontology annotation, molecular function: protein binding.